UCAGUUACGAUCGCGGCGCGAGCGUGUCAAGUACUAGGAAACGCGAAAAGCAGAAAAACACGUUUGCCACCAAACGGGUGGAAAAUUUUCCUUAGUCGUCCCCCCACCACCAGCGCGCUGACGGUGGUUGAAACGCAAAAGCAAUAAAAUAUAAUACGCCAAACACAGCGGCGCGCAUACAUAUAUGAAAAUUCUAUGCAGUGCGAAAUAAAUGCGGAAAUAUUGUAAAUAAACAAAACAAAUCAAAAAGUUUGGCGAAAAUUAUAUGUGCAAAGUAAAGUUGCUUAGCAAGCAAUUAACAUUAAUAUGGUGACGAUCGAAAAUAAGAAUCUAUUGAACGACAAUAGACUAGGCACGGGAGAAGGAGGAAAUGGCAGCUCAGGACAGCUGAAGGCACAGAUUGUGCCCGCCCAGCCCAAGACGCUGCAGCACUUGCCCAAGCGUCCAGCCGUAGAUUUGGCAUUCCAUAAUCUGACCUAUCGUGUCAAGGAAGGCAAUCGCAGCAAUGCCAAAACUAUCCUUAAGGGAGUUAGUGGGCGUUUGCGCUCAGGACAGCUCACCGCCAUCAUGGGACCCUCAGGAGCUGGCAAGAGUACACUGCUUAACAUAUUGUCUGGUUACAAAACCACAGACAUUGAGGGCAGUGUUACCAUGAAUGGCUCUGAGCGCAACUUGAGCACGUUCCGUAAAUUGUCCGCUUAUAUAAUGCAGGAUAAUCAGUUGCAUGGCAAUUUGACGGUCCAAGAGGCGAUGACAGUGGCAACGAAUUUAAAGCUCAGCAAAAAGUUCACUAAACUCGAAAAGAAUUCAAUGAUUGACGAUAUUUUGCUGACAUUAAGCUUAAUCGAACAUCGCAAUACAAUGACACGCAAUCUGUCUGGUGGUCAAAAGAAGCGUCUAUCAAUAGCCUUGGAGCUGGUUAGCAAUCCGCCCAUUAUGUUCUUCGACGAACCCACAUCGGGCUUGGACAGCUCAACCUGUUUCCAAUGCAUACAUCUGUUGAAAAUGUUGGCCGCAGGCGGACGCACUGUCAUCUGUACCAUUCAUCAACCUUCGGCGCGUCUGUUUGAGAUGUUCGAUCAGCUUUAUACGCUGGCCGAUGGCCAGUGCGUCUAUCAGGGCAGCACCAAGCAGUUGGUGCCAUUCCUUUCUACGCUGAAUCUGGAGUGCCCCAGCUAUCACAAUCCGGCCAGUUAUGUAAUUGAAGUAUCCUGCGGUGAGCAUGGAGAUCAUAUACGCAAACUGGUGGAUGCCAUUGAUAAUGGCAAGCGGGACAUUCGCUCGCAGGCGGACUACGCUGGUCUCAAGGCACGCAACGAUUUGGUUAAAGUACAAAACUUGAAGGCCAUACUGGAUAAGAACGAUGUGAGCAAUGUGAGUGGCAGCAAGUACGAGGAUAAUCUGACCUUGAACAAUGGCCUGCUCAAUGGCAUGGUCAAUGAUAUUGUGAAGGAGACGAACGGCAAGAGCUCAACGGCUUUGGUUUGCACCAAUGAGAAGGGCGAUGCUUUAAUUGAUGUGGAGAAGACAGACAAUUGCACUACGGCCUUGUUAUCGGAGGAGAUAAUGUCGCCUGAACGUUAUCCGACCUCGCAGUUCCAUCAAUUCUGGGUGGUGCUCAAGCGUACAUUACUCUUCAGCUAUCGCGAUUGGACUCUUAUGUACCUGCGUUUGUUUGCUCACUUGCUGGUUGGCUUUCUCAUUGGCGCUUUGUAUUACGAUAUUGGUAACGAUGGUGCCAAAGUGCUCAGCAACUUGGGUUUUCUAUUCUUCAACAUGCUGUUCUUGAUGUACACGUCCAUGACUAUAACUAUUUUGUCGUUCCCAUUGGAAAUGCCGGUCUUACUAAAGGAGAACUUUAAUCGCUGGUAUUCCUUAAAGUCCUACUAUUUAGCUAUAUCCGUUGCUGAUAUACCAUUCCAGGCAAUAUUCUGCGUGAUUUACGUUUCCAUAGUAUAUUACUAUACCUCACAACCUUGGGAGCUAUUCCGCUUUGCCAUGUUCCUGUCCGCCUGUCUCCUGAUUUCAUUCGUCGCACAGUCUGUGGGCUUGGUCGUCGGUGCUGCUAUGAAUGUACAGAAUGGUGUGUUCUUGGCUCCAGUUAUGUCUGUACCAUUCCUGCUGUUCUCUGGCUUCUUCGUUUCAUUUGAUGCAAUACCGGUUUAUCUACGAUGGAUCACAUACUUAUCCUAUAUUCGAUAUGGCUUCGAGGGCACAGCAUUGGCCACUUAUGGUUAUGGACGCGAGAAGUUGAAGUGCUUCCAAACCUAUUGUCAUUUCAAGGCACCCAACACUACCUUGGAGGAACUGGACAUGGUCAAUGCUAACUUCACGCUUGAUAUUGUCGCUCUGGUCGUCAUCUUUGUGGUGCUGCGGGUUUCAGCUUACCUCUUCUUGCGCUGGAAGCUAAAGACCACGCGAUAAGCUAAUUUAAAAUUAUUUUAGUUUCUUCGGGUUUUAAAUUUAGUUAUUUUUGUGUAAUAUGUAUAUGUUUCCAAGUUCUAACAUUUUAAUUUUAUAUUGUGAUAAAAAGGUUUCAAAUUUGUGAUCAAUAUUCCAGCUGUAGAAAAUUUUUAAUAACUAAUUAAUGAAAAUGUGCAACAUUUGUAAACAUCAGUCGAGAUACAGCCAAAAACAAAAACAACUUGGAACACAUAUAAAUUUAGCGGUAGUGCGAAAUAUUCAUAUUUUUAUACACUGGUGUACAAUCUAUGUAUUUACAUGAACAAGUUUUAUAAACAUACAAAACAUAUGUAUUUAUAUUAAUGGGACCCAAUAAGCUUCAACGAACAAUGUACAUACAUAUAAAAGAAAAUAUUUUUGAAAAUGUUAUCAAUUUAUAUAUAUUAAUGGGCACAGCAUGCAGACAAUACAUAUCUGCAUCUGUUAUGGGCAUUUGUAUUACAAACAUUCGCUGAAAGAAGAAAAUAAAAUUUUUGUAAACCUAAUUGUAGUAAAGUGUCGCAUGUUUUUAACCAAAUUUAUGGGAUUAAGAAUUUAGCAAGUCGUAUUAAUAUUGUAAGAAGGCUUUUUUUCAAUAUACAUGUGUAGCCUAGCUUUGUACACAAUAAAAAUAAAUGUUUAAAUGCAA
Messenger RNA from Drosophila busckii, 3091 nucleotides. RefSeq names its product ATP-binding cassette sub-family G member 1. The transcript has 7 exons. Lineage: Eukaryota; Metazoa; Arthropoda; Insecta; Diptera; Drosophilidae. Gene Ontology annotation, molecular function: ATP binding; ATP hydrolysis activity; ABC-type transporter activity. Bases 307 to 2424 code for a protein of 705 amino acids. The record is from RefSeq and is a predicted model, not a curated record. Gene Ontology annotation, cellular component: plasma membrane.